AUGUUGUACGAAUUAAUAGGCGUGGUCCGCCCAGGCCGCAGCAUAAACGAAAUCAAAGAAAUCACUCGAACGACCGGAAACAUCAUCCUCUCCGCCGGCGGCGUAGUUCGCGGCAUCACAAACUGGGGCGUCUUCAUGCUCCCAAAGCCCGCGCGAAAACAAGGAGCAACCUACCGUGACGGCCACUACUUCAUCCUUCGAUUCGACUCGAGCGCAAAGACCCAGCACGCCGUGCGAAGAACGCUUGGACUGGAUCCGCGCAUGAUCAGAUAUAGCGUGGUGCAACUGGGGAGCAAAUUGGAAGAGAUCAAGGACGUUGCUGGGAAGGCGGAUUGGCAAGGCAUGAGUUCUGUUGAUCGGGAGUAG
Messenger RNA from Zasmidium cellare ATCC 36951, 366 nucleotides. RefSeq lists its product as uncharacterized. The transcript is spliced from 3 exons. Lineage: Eukaryota; Fungi; Ascomycota; Dothideomycetes; Mycosphaerellales; Mycosphaerellaceae. Gene Ontology annotation, biological process: translation. The record is from RefSeq and is a predicted model, not a curated record. Gene Ontology annotation, molecular function: structural constituent of ribosome; small ribosomal subunit rRNA binding. Bases 1 to 366 code for a protein of 121 amino acids. Gene Ontology annotation, cellular component: ribosome; mitochondrial small ribosomal subunit.